Molecule: messenger RNA, 916 nt
Organism: Magallana angulata
Lineage: Eukaryota; Metazoa; Mollusca; Bivalvia; Ostreida; Ostreidae
Exons: 5
Coding region: 52-681 (209 amino acids)
Source: RefSeq, a predicted model, not a curated record
UGUGCUGUGAUUUUGCUUAUCAAUUGAUCUCAUUUGUUUUUUAAAAGGGAAAUGAUGGAAGGCCUACAUUUUCUCGAGAAAGCGAUUUUACUGUUGUUCAUGGUAUACAUAUAUUCUGAGGUUCAUGCCAUCACCUUUUGUGAAAAGUCAGCCAUGACAAUAAAAUAUGUGGAGAAAUGUCCAACAGACGCUAAAUCCUGGAAGAUCGCCGCCGAAAAGAUGAACUGUGAAUCCAUUGAACAACGUUGCUCAGAUUCCUUCAAGACCGGGCGACAUCAGUUCCAGUACCAUUGCGUCAUCAAUGCUUGGAGGAACGCCACUUUGGAAGUGUGUGCCCUUAACCGAACUAUAUUUGGUUAUUGUACAGAAUACAACAUUAACGGGACGGUGAUACAAGACAACUAUGGAGCAGAUUGUACAAAGGUUAUCCCGCCAUGUCCAUCAUCCUACAACUCAGCAGAGGCAUACAAGUAUCAAACUUGCUAUGAUCUGGUGAGAAGAAAUCGUAAGAUGAGAGAAUACACAGUUACAGAUUUGAAGCAUCCAAAUUCAAACUCAGAAAGGGUCUGUGGAAAGUUGGCCUUACCAAUCCUGACCAUUCUCCUUGUGAUUCAAGCGCAUGUUUUUAAUGAUCAUUUCAUACAACUUGUCUUAUGUGAAGAUAGACUGCAAACAAAUUAAAUCUUUAAGUUUAAUAUCAUUGUAUUUUCCAAGUUUAUUUUUCUUUAAAUUGUACAAUUUGUAAAAUAAUGAAGAUGUUCGUUAAAACUCAGUUAAAUCAAUUAAAACACUGAAAAUAUUUUCUUCUUACAGCUAAUAGAAACUUUAGUAUUAGUAUAUAUGUUUAUCGUCAUUAGUACCAUUCAUAUGUCUAUAAUGCAACUGGAUUGUAAUUUUCCGUUCAUGUAUAUAAAUG